Hemibagrus wyckioides is the source of this 3458-nucleotide messenger RNA. RefSeq names its product amine oxidase copper containing 2 (gene aoc2). The record is from RefSeq and is a predicted model, not a curated record. Gene Ontology annotation, cellular component: plasma membrane. Gene Ontology annotation, molecular function: primary methylamine oxidase activity; copper ion binding; quinone binding. The transcript has 5 exons. NCBI's taxonomy places the organism in Eukaryota, Metazoa, Chordata, Actinopteri, Siluriformes, Bagridae. Gene Ontology annotation, biological process: amine metabolic process. Bases 223 to 2505 code for a protein of 760 amino acids.
AUAUGGCGAAAGUGUUUUCAUUCCUGUGCGAGUUGGAGAACACUCGCAUGCUUGUGUCCCCUACAGAUGGUGGAUUUAUAAGUUAAACACAUAAACGGCUGCAGGUUUCCGGAAUCCCUUUCACCCCUAAAUUAUACGUGGGAUAAAGUGCAAACCUGCUCACAUCUCAGCUCCUCCAGUAAAAAGGCACACCGAGCUCCAGCCCUCCGUUCCCUCAGAGGCAUGGUUUCUCAAGUGACCACCUCCCUCGUCAAGUGCCUGCUGAUACUCCUCGGCUUGGUCUCAGUCAUACUGAAUAUCGUUUUGAUAUGCCUGAAUUCCAACAGGCUUCCAAAAUGCCAGAUGCAAUCACAAGGAACGGUGGCGGCCAACCACACGGACCACAGCUUGAUAUUCGCCGACCUCACCCCCAAGGAGUACCAGAUGGUCCGCGAUUACAUGUGGAGUCAGAAGGACUUGAGGAUUUCUCACUCUGCCUUUGCAAAGGCUUCGGAGAACUUCAUCUUCUUGAUUGACCUUGUGCUUCCGAAAAAAGCAGAAGCGCUAAGUUACCUGGAUUCUCAGGGAGUCAAACCCCAACGCCAAGCCAGCGUUGUGGUGUUUUUCGGGGAGCAUAGCUACCUCAAAGAGUAUAUCGUGGGACCUCUGACCGGUCCCAUCCGCCAUCGAGAUGUCACAAAGGAGAAGUACAAGGUGGAGAGCCUACCUUACACGGCCCGCCCUGUGACCAUCGGAGAAUAUGGGCAGCUUUUCCAGUUAGUGUAUGGUGAGGUCUUCAGCCAGCUUCAGACAGAACUGAAGGAGAGCUUCGGUUACGACCCAAAAAACCCGAACCUUCAGGUUUUCGAAGGAAUGCCCAGAGGAGUAAAAGCAGGCGAUCGGAAGACAUGGGUAUCAUUUUUCCGUGCGUACAGCGGCAUGUAUAUCCAUCCAGUUGGCUUCGAAAUUUUAAUCUGUCAUGAAAGUAAAAACUUCUCAGACUGGACUGUUGAAAAGCUCAUGUACAAUGGCAAGUACUUUGACAGCAUUGAUGUUUUUAAAAUAUAUUAUGCAUCAGGUACUUUGGAAAAAAUUGUUUAUAAAGAAAUCUCUAAUUACGCCUCGCUGAAACCGAGAAGCAUACCGACAGGGCUGGGACCACAACAGUAUUACCUCCAAGGCAAGCGUUUCAGUGUGAAGAACAACCAGGUCAUUUACCAGGACUGGAGCUUUGCGUUCGGUCUGAGCUCACUGACCGGCAUGCGAGCCUUCGAUAUCCGCUUCAGAGGAGAUAGGAUCAUCUACGAGCUUAGCGUCCAGGAGGCCAUGUCUGUGUAUGGCUCCAUAACUCCAGGGAUGAUGCUCACCAAGUUUCUGGACACUAGCAUCGGCAUUGGCCGCUUCGCCCACGAACUGGUGCGAGGCGUUGACUGUCCAUAUUCCGCCACUUAUGUGGACGUCUACCGCUACAUUGACAUCAACGCCACGCAGCUUUUCAGAAAUGCCAUCUGUGUCUUCGAACAUGACGUGGGACGACCGCUACGCCGUCACUUUUCUGAUUUCUUCUACAACAGCUACGGGGGUCUGACCAACAGUGCCCUGUACCUCCGGAGCAUCACAGCCAUUGGCAACUACGACUACAUCUGGGACUUCAUCUUCUACCAGAGCGGCACGGUGGAGGCCAGAGUUCACGCCACCGGUUACAUAUCGUCCUCUUAUAAAGUGCCUGGCAGUCUGAAGUAUGGCCACCAGGUCGCCGAAAACGUGCUUGGAAAUGUCCACACACACUUCGUGAACUUCAAGGUGGAUCUGGAUAUUUUAGGUGUGAGGAACGUGUUCCAGACCAAAGACAUGGAGUACGAGGAGGUGUCUUUGCCCUGGAUGCCUGAACGCAAGGCCAAAAUCCCCACGGUGGUGGAGAAACAGCUGAAGACUGAGCAGGAGGCGGCGCUUCGACACGGCACUAAAAUUCCCCGUUAUCUCCACGUGGCCAGUAAUCAGAAGAACCGGUGGGGCCACCAGCGCUCGUACAAGCUGCAGGUGAUUACUAUGGCUGGAGAUCAUCUCCCAGAGAGCGAGCCGGAGGAGAGGAGCAUGUCCUGGGCACGGUACAAAGUUGCCAUAACGAAGCAGAAAGACUCGGAGCAGACCUGCAGCAGUCUGUACAGUCAGAACAACAUGUGGGACCCGGUCGUGGACUUCAGCAAUUACAUCAAGGAUAAUGAGAACAUUGAGAAUGAGGAUCUGGUUGCCUGGGUAACGGCGGGUUUCCUCCACAUCCCUCACGCCGAGGACAUCCCCAACACGGUGACGGUAGGAAACGGAGGCGCCGUCCUCAUCCGCCCACAUAAUUACUUCGACGAAGAUCCGUCCAUCCACUCGGCCGACGGCGUCUACAUCAAGCCGGGAGCAGAAAGAGACUGUGAGUACAACAAGAUGGCGUGUUUAGACAAACAGCUGUGCAACCCGACACUGGAGCCGUUCACGUACCACGGAUUCGAGGGUGUCAUGAAAUUUGAUGAAUAAACAUAUCGUUAAACAUAGUGUUUGCUGUUCCCAAUUAAUUCCUCUCCUCAUCACUAUAAUCACGUCUUCAGCCUUAGCAUCGUGUGGUAUACGCGGCCCAUUUCUUAGCUUUUUUUUUUUUCACUCACUUUUUUAUUACAGUCAAAUGAGAUUCAAUGAAGUUUUUUCUCUUUUGAGGUCCUUCUAAAAGCAAUGAAUUUGUAUACUUCUUUUAAGAACACAUUUUAUUUUGGACAAAGUAUUUUACAUAUAAAAAAAUUAAAGAGGAGACACCAGUUACCUUGAAGCUAAUUGUAUUCUCAUAAAAACAGAUCACAAAAUUCCAUUUAAACCGCAGCGGCUUGAUGAAACGACGACAUUCUUUCAUUUUAUCAAUUAAAGAAUCAUCAUUUUAAUCCAUUUACAGUUAUUUUUAACAAAUUAAUUCCUGUUCUCAUGUGCAUCGUAGCAGCUACAGACGUUACUGAAAAACCAUGAAUUGUAAAAUUCCGAUGUCGGAAAACUUCGUUCUAGCUUUAAUGAUAAAAAAAAAGCACUGACACUGGAGACUCCUUCCAUCACUGUCCAUAAACAUCUCCAUUUAUGUGGAGAGCUUUGUUACUAUAGCAACGCUAACGUAUUUGAACCAUAGAAAACCUGUGAUGUGCAGCUGACCAAUCAGGAUCCAGAAUCAGUGCUGUGCCAUGAAUAUCACAUAACCUGAUGUCAUAUAAGCUUAAAUACUGAGUGUUCGUCUUUUUAGCUACUUUCUACACCACUUUCUACCCUGUCAGAUGAAGUAACUUUACUGUCUGUCUCGUUUUGGCGGGGUUCGAUCGUUUUUGUAUACUUUUCCUACAUUAUAGUUAAAACGUAGCGAAGCUCAAUUUUACCCUCAUUUUCAGCCUACCUCAUUUCAGCCAAGAAUCCUCUGAUGUCCAGUUUCUGCAAAUGAUUAAUUCGCUAAGAUGAAA